Molecule: messenger RNA, 3717 nt
Organism: Myiozetetes cayanensis
Lineage: Eukaryota; Metazoa; Chordata; Aves; Passeriformes; Tyrannidae
Gene: RFWD3
Product: ring finger and WD repeat domain 3
Exons: 13
Coding region: 42-2270 (742 amino acids)
Biological process (GO): double-strand break repair via homologous recombination; interstrand cross-link repair; protein ubiquitination
Cellular component (GO): site of double-strand break; nucleus
Molecular function (GO): protein binding; ubiquitin protein ligase activity
Source: RefSeq, a predicted model, not a curated record
GCGGCGCUCGAGCGGGCGGUGGGGCCCGGCCUGGUUCAGGAAUGGCUCAAGAAGAGAUGGAAGUUGAUCUCCAGGUAGUGGCUGUUUACCCAGAGGGGAACCUCAGGCCAGGUUCCCCGGAGCCCUCCGGCCGUGCAGUGCUGCCAUCCCACGCUGCCGUGCUGGCUGAGGGAGGAGGCAGCGCUCCACUUCUUCCUGCUGAGGACGCUGCUGUCACACCAAACCCUGGUACAACACGGGAAGCAGCUGCAGAGCCCGUCCCGCCGAGUGCUGCCCUCGGGAGGCCGCAGAGGCUCCAGGGGACGGUGGAUCUCACUCAGCCCAUGCCGGUGCUGCAGCUCACACAGCGCCCGCAAGCGAGGAGAGCUCCCAGGCAACAGAGAGCUGGGGGUUCCCAGAGGACAGUCAGUGCCAGGGCAGCGUUGGACCAUUACUUCCAGCUCAGCAGGACCCAGGGGCGAGCUGUGGGACCGGUUCUGUUCCUGGGGCCCGUGCAGGUUGCGGGGGACAGCCAGGAGCAGAGCCCGGAUGAAGCAGCAGAAGUGAGCGACUCUGACAGCAGCACUGAGGAGGAGGAGGAGGAGGCAGUGGAGGCUCCAGCCCAGGAGACUCCUCCAGCAGCGACCUCAGGAGCUUCCAGUCAGGCCCAAGCAGAGCCACUUCAAGCUUUGUCUGGAGCUUCUGCAGAACAUGGAAGUCGUGAAGAUGAAGAGGCUGAAGUCCAGCAAAAGCAGAGAACUCCUCUGAAGGGAGCAGAGCCCUCAGUUGCUGCAGCAGCGCAGGAUGAGGAGGAAGGAGACACCUGUGCCAUCUGCUUUGAGCAGUGGACCAACGCUGGGGAGCACCGGCUGUCAGCACUGCGCUGUGGGCACCUCUUUGGCUACACCUGCAUUGACAGGUGGCUCAGGGGACAGGCAGGGAAGUGCCCUCAGUGCAACAAGAAGGCCAAGCGCUCGGACAUCGUGGUGCUCUACGCCCGCACGCUGAAGGCGCUGGACACCGCCGAGCAGGAGCGCAUGAGAAGCUCUUUGGAAAAGGAGAAGCUGUUGCGGAGGCAGGCGGAGCUGGAAUCUGCGCAGAGCCGUCUCCAGCUCCAGGUUUUGACGGAUGAAUGCAGCAAACUCCGCAGGCAAGUUCAGGAGCUGAAGGCCCUGGUGGCCCAGCACAAUGGGAGCACUUCACAGCAAGCCUGCAGCUCCCGGCCCUGCCUCCCAGGCAGCCUCCCCUCCAGCCAGAGCCAGCGCAAGUACCUCUUGGAGAAGGCGGUGUUGGUGUCUCAGACUGGGAACUGCCGGGUGAUGGCAUACUGCGACUUCCUGAGCUGCCUCGUGGUGUCACAGCCUUCUCCACAGUCCACUUUCAUUCCUGGUUGUGGUGUGAAGAUGAUGAGCCUGGCCAACAUGAAGAGCACUCAGUACGUCCCCAUCCACAGCAAGCAGAUCCGGGGCCUGGCUUUCGGCACUCGAGCGGAUGGUUUGCUGCUCUCUGCUGCUCUGGACGGCACUCUCAGACUCACCAGCUUGGCAACCAACACUGUGGUGCAGACAUACAACGCUGGCCGUCCUGUCUGGAGCUGCUGCUGGUGUCUCGAUGAUACCAACUAUGUCUACGCUGGACUGGUCAAUGGCUCUAUCAUGAUUUAUGAUCUGAGGGACACGAACUCUCACGUCCAAGAGCUGGUCCCUCAGAGGUCCAGGUGCCCCAUGGUGUCACUGUCCUACCUGCCCCGCAUGGCCUCAGCGUCGCUGCCUCACGGCGGGAUCCUGGCUGGGACCUUGGAAGGAGCCUGCUUUUGGGAACAGAGAGCUGGCAACUCCUACCGGCCUCAUCACCUGCCCCUGGAGCCCGGAGGCUGCAUCGACAUCCAGACAGAGAUCCACACACGGCACUGCCUGGCCACGUACAGGCCUGGUAAAAAUAACCCGUGCGUGCGUUGUGUGAUGAUGGAACUGACUUGCAGCCCACUGACAGAGGCCUCUGAAAAUGUGGUGUGUUCUAACCCGGUUCAGACUUUCAGUGCCGGGCCCACCUGCAAGUUGCUGACCAAAAAUGCCAUUUUCCAGAGCCCGGAGGAGGACAGGAGCGUCUUUGUGUGUGCUGGUGAUGAGGCGUCCAACUCUGCCCUGCUCUGGGAUGCUGGAAGUGGUUCCUUGCUGCAGAGGCUGCCGGCUGACCUGCCUGUGCUGGACAUCUGCCCCUUGGAAGUGAACCAAACCCACCUCCUGGCUACUCUGACAGAGAAGGUGGUGAAUAUCUACAGGUGGCAGUGAACUGUCCCUACACCUGCCACAUACUGUCCAAACAUGCUGCUGAUCAACGCUACACAACUGCUGCUCGUGCUGCUUACAGGAGACAGGAUCCAUUACGGCAUCUUUCUGGCAGUAGGCAGGAACUAGGAUGUGCUGGUGCCUGGAGCGAUUCCUUUCUUUCUCUGUCUUCCUCUUUAGGCCUGCCCUUCUUUCUUCUUCGGUCAAUUUUCUUUAGUUAAACUCCACAAGCUGCCUCAGCACAGCAGUAAUUCCUGGAGUGUCUCCAACAUGUGUUGCUGCACUUUUUUUCCACUGUGAAUACAGCACAGGGACUUGCAAAUCUCUGCUACAAAUGAAUAAUAGAAGAGGAACUUGAAGACCUGAAACUCCCACUGCACUUUCUGGUGGAGUCCUGCCGUGAUUAGUGGGUGAUGAAAAGGUGGUGAUGUUGGCAUCUGGUAGGCGUUCUGAUACAGUGACAGCAAGUUCACUGCUGUGGGGAACACACUCCCACCUUCUGUUUGAAGGUCUAGGGUCAGUUGGAACUUAUUCCCUGACAAAGACCGACCCUGUUUUGAGGCAGGGGAGAGGAGAGGCUUGGAAAAUCUACAGAGAACCUUCUUCUUUUGUGUUUGUUUUUUUUUCCCCAUGAGCAUAUAAUUUGCACUGUAAUGCCUUAAUUCUCUGCCUUCUCCUUUCCUUCCUCUUGUUCCUGCUGCACCUGCAAGCAAACUUGGGGCAGUUUGGUUGUGGAAGAUGAAAAUAGUACUGGAGGAGUACAGGUGAAGAGGAGGGAGAUGAUUCUUACACUGUUGGCUGCUGCAGUUUUCAGUGUCUCCCUUAAAGACAGGAAUGUAGUGAAACAGCCAGUACCUUGGAAAAGAAUGCUGGCUGCUCUUGUUGUCUGGGGAAGGGGAGUUGGGUUUUUUCUGUUUUGAGGAACUAUUAGAAGCUCAGGGAUUUCAUCAGCUUGCCUUUCACUGACUUUUGCCUUCCCAAGUCAUCGUUUCCAGCUCGCAGCUGGUGACAGAGAGCUUCCAGUCGUGUUUGUGUGAGUGUUGUGCAGCCAGUGGUUUGUGUAAAUGUGAGCCCAUGGCGUGGGGUCGCAGCCUGGGGAUGUGUGCUGGCCAGGGGGUUCUUAGCACCUUGCUGUAAAUACUCUGAGGGCUGGAAGAACGUUUAUCUCCAGGUCAGACCAUGAAGGAGGACUUGAGUUCCAUUUUCUCUGUAACAAAAGCAAACUUGCAAGGAUGUUGGAGGCUGCAGGACAAACUCCCUGUAUUAGAAGCUUAUCCCUCAGCACACCUCUGCCUCUGGACGUGCCACCACUUCAACUGCCAGGGUAAUUUUAUUUUUGAAAGUCUGGGGCUCGCAUAGUGUGAUCCUGUUUGUCUCAAAUGAGACUGUGAAGAUCUCCACUUAACUUUAUAUUUUUCUGUAUAGUGUUUUGUUCCUAUAUUUUUAUAUA